This is a messenger RNA of Jaculus jaculus (lesser Egyptian jerboa), 9194 nucleotides long. It is a transcript of the gene Nbeal1, whose product is annotated as neurobeachin like 1. The coding region runs from base 314 to 8449 and encodes 2711 amino acids. The record is from RefSeq and is a predicted model, not a curated record. Gene Ontology annotation, cellular component: cytosol; membrane. NCBI's taxonomy places the organism in Eukaryota, Metazoa, Chordata, Mammalia, Rodentia, Dipodidae. Gene Ontology annotation, biological process: intracellular protein localization. The transcript has 56 exons. Gene Ontology annotation, molecular function: protein kinase binding.
CCCCGCCUGCCGGGGCUCCGGGGUGACACUGGGGCUUCGCCUUGGCAAGGGGCGAGGGCAGCGGCGGAGACGGAAGGCGGCCGGCGCGGCGUGCGUUUAUUUAAGUGCCUAACUCCCACUGAUGAAGAUGGGUUGGAAUAACUGCUGAAACUGCCUUUGGUUGACAAGACACACUCUAUUUGUUUCACUGAUUUUUGUUUACUGCUAUGACCUUUACUGUAACAGAUGAGAAACUUGGAAAAUAAAAUGAACGUGCUGUGGUCUUGAACCUUCUUUUUGAGGAAAAAUUAAAAGUGCCAGAGUGAAAGCCAGAAUGGCAUCCAGAGAGAGGCUCUUUGAACUUUGGAUGCUUUAUUGUACAAAGAAAGAUCCAGAUUACCUGAAGCUGUGGUUGGACAACUUUGUUUCUAGCUAUGAACAGUUCUUAGAUGUUGACUUUGAAAAGUUGCCUACCAGGGUGGACGAUGUGCCUCCAGGAAUAUCUCUGCUUCCUGACAAUAUUCUGCAAGUUCUGAGGAUUCAGCUACUACAGUGUGUUCAGAAAAUGGCCGAUGGGUUAGAGGAGCAACAACAAGCACUGUCAAUUUUGCUUGUCAAGUUCUUCAUUAUUCUUUGCAGGAAUCUAUCAAAUGUGGAAGAAAUUGGGACUUGCUCUUACAUUAAUCAUGUUAUCACCAUGACAACCCUCUACAUUCAGCAAUUAAAAAGCAAGCAAAAGGAAAAGGAAAUGACAGAUCAGACAUCUAUUGAAGAAUUUGUGAUCCAUGCAUUGGCAUUUUGUGAAAGUUUAUAUGAUCCAUACAGGAACUGGAGACACAGAGUUUCAGGGCGAAUCUUCAGUUCUGUUGAAAUGAGCAGGCAGAAAUAUAAACCAGCUUCUCUCACAGUGGAGUUUGUUCCUUUCUUUUAUCAAUGUUUUCAGGAAAGUGAACAUCUUAAGGAAAGUCUUAAGUGUUGCUUAUUGCAUCUCUUUGGAGCCAUUGUAGCCGGUGGGCAGAGGAAUGCUUUGCAAGCAAUUUCUCCAGCCACUAUGGAAGUUCUAAUGAGAGUUUUGGCAGAUUGUGAUUCGUGGGAGGAUGGAGAUCCUGAAGACGUGGGUAGGAAGAUAGAACUGACUCUGAAAUGCCUUACAGAAGUGGUGCAUAUCCUUCUCACUAGCAGCUCUGACCAGCGUCAAGUGGAAACCAGUACAAUCUUGGAAAAUUAUUUCAAAUUGCUAAAUUCAGAUCACUCAGCAUUACCUAAACAAAGGAGGUCCCGGCAGUGGGAAAGCCGGUUUAUAGCUCUACAGAUCAAGAUGCUCAAUACCAUCACAACCAUGUUAGACUGCACAGACAGGCCUGUUCUUCAGGCCAUUUUUCUUAACAGCAAUUGCUUUGAACACCUCAUUCGACUGCUACAGAACUGCAAGCUGUUUUUAAAUGCUAACAGUAAGGUGGCAGACAAGAACGAGAAAGAUCUUGCCAACAAAUUACUGACAGAAAUGAAUGAGGACCAGGUGUUUCAGGGGCAGUUAGAUUGUUUGGCUGUGUCAACCAUUCAGGCUUUGACAGCAGUGAUGAAGAAAUCUCCAGCUGCUAAGGAAGUAUUUAAAGAAAGAAUUGGUUAUACACACCUAUUUGAGGUAUUAAAAUCUCUGGGUCAGCCACCACUGGGACUACUUAAAGAACUUAUGAACAUGGCUGUAGAGGGUGACCACACUUCAGUUGGUAUUUUGGGCAUCAGUAAUGUCCAUCCUCUCUUGCUUCUUAUCCAAUGGCUUCCAGAGCUAGAAUCACAUGACCUGCAAAUCUUCAUCUCUGAUUGGCUGAAAAGGAUUUGUUGUAUUAAUAGGCAGAGUCGGACUACCUGUGUCAAUGCAAACAUGGGAAUUAGAAUUAUUGAAACCCUUGAUUUCCAUUCUUUUCUACAUCGAACUUGUGCUGAGAACUUGAUUGCACUCCAUGGCUCCUUGGGGAGUCAGUCAGUGAGUUCAGAAGAAAUACGUAGACUCCUCAGAUUGCUGAGAGUGGAUGAAUCCGAGUAUAUUCACCCUUAUAUAACGCCUGUGACUCGAGCAAUCCUGACAAUGGCACGAAAACUAAGCCUAGAGAGUGCACUGCAGUAUUUUAAUUUAUCACACAGUAUGGCAGGAAUUUCUGUGCCUCCCAUACAGAAAUGGCCAGGGUCUGCAUUUUCUUUCACUGCUUGGUUUUGUUUAGAUCAGGAUCAGUUAACUCUUGGCAUGGCUAGCAAAGGAGGGAAAAGAAAACAAUUAUACAGCUUUUUUACAGGAAGUGGCAUGGGUUUUGAAGCUUUUAUUACCCAGUCAGGUAUGUUGGUUGUGGCAGUGUGCACAAAAAGAGAAUAUGCAACAGUUAUGCUUCCUGACCACAGUUUCUGUGAUUCUCUCUGGCACAACAUAACCAUUGUUCAUAUGCCUGGAAAAAGGCCCUUUGGUCAAAGUCUUGUCUAUAUCUAUGACAAUGGACAACAAAAGGUCUCUGCCCCUCUCAGAUUUCCUGCUAUGAAUGAACCUUUUACUUCCUGUUGUAUUGGUUCAGCUGGGCAAAGAACCACCACUCCACCUCCAUCCCAAAUCCCAGAUCCACCGUUUUCUUCUCCCAUUACUCCUCAUCGGACAUCAUUUGGUGGAAUAUUGUCAUCAGCCUCUUGGGGAGGAACAAUGGAAAAAUCAAAAUUAAUUACUAAAUUAAUAUCAGCUGGAACACAAGAUAGCGAAUGGGGAUGUCCCACGUCCCUAGAGGGUCAGCUAGGGUCUGUUGUCAUCUUCUAUGAAGCACUGCAGCCUCCUCAGGUGAAGGCAUUGUACUUAGCAGGUCCAAAUUGCUUAAGCCCUUGGAAAUGCCAAGAGACUGAAAUGGCCGACCUGCCCAGUAAUAUCCUCCUCCACUACACAGCAAAGGCCUGCAAAAAUUCAAUAUGCCUUGAUUUAUCUACUAAUUGUUUGCAUGGGAGAUUAACAGGAAAUAAAGUAGUGAACUGGGACAUUAAGGACAUCAUCAACUGUAUAGGUGGAUUAAAUGUACUCUUCCCUUUAUUGGAACAAAUCAGUCACUUCAGUGAAGGACAGACUUCUGAAGAAAUGAACGAAAAUACAUUUCCUGAAUUAAUAACACCUGUAGAACAAGAAUAUAUAUUAGCCUCCGCAAAGGCAUCAGAGUCAAGACUAGAGAAAAACCUCAUUGCCACAUUUAUCUUGAUUGUGAAACACUUGCUUCAGAGGCAUCCUAUCAACCAGGACAAUCUUAUUCAGUCCCAUGGAGUUGCAACUCUAGGGGCCUUACUUCAGAGGGUGCCAGGUACCUUAAUGGAUGUUAAUGUAUUGAUGGCAAUUCAGUUACUAAUUGAGCAGGUAUCAUUAGAGAAAAAUACAGUGCUGCUGCAACAAAUGUAUCAGUAUUUACUCUUUGACUUUCGAAUCUGGAAUCGUGGAGAUUUUCCUCUUCGAAUUGGUCAUAUACAAUAUCUUUCAACCAUUAUUAAAGACAGCAGGAGAGUUUUCCGAAAGAAGUAUGGGGUGCAGUUUCUUCUAGAUACACUUAGGAUUUAUUAUGGGAAUGGUUGCACAUAUACUGAGCUAUCUCCAGAUGAUAUUCAAACAAUAAGGUCUUCUCUGUAUGGACUAAUUAAAUAUUUUAUGUGUAAAGGUGGAACUCAUGAAGAGAUACAAAGUAUUAUGGGUUUCAUAGCUGCUACUAAUGAAGAAGAACAGCUCUUUGGAAUUUUGGAUGUCCUCUUGGGUCUUCUUCGUACCAGUCCAACUAGAGGUCAGCUUUUCUUACUGCUGUUUGAACCAGGAAAUGCUGACAUACUUUAUGCUUUGCUGCUAAAUCAGAAGUAUUCUGACAAACUAAGAGAAAUCAUUUUUAAGGUUAUGGAACAAAUGUUGAAAUGCACAAAUGUUUACGAACGUAGUAAACAACGUAUUCGUCUUAGAGAAGUUGGCUACUCAGGAUUGGGACUCCUCCUUAAUGACACAUCUAUUAACACUUCCCUCAUUAAAAACCUUAUCAAUCAAAUCACAAAUACAGAUCCGGUUAUUAAUUUCAGAGACCUGUUAUCUGUAGUAUAUAUAUCUCACAGAACACAUGUAAAUGUCAGAGUGGUCCUGUGUAGAAAGAUAUUACAGAUUUUGCAUUCCCAGCCAGAUGCAGCAUAUCAGAUAUCACAACAAGUGGGUUGGCAAGACACUUUGGUUAGACUUUUUUUAAAAGCAAAUUUUGAAAAUGGAAAUUGUCUUCAUAAAAAUGAGAGGGCUGUUUUAAUGAAAGAAAAUAAAAACACACCAACUGAAGAUAUUAAGAAGAACUUUGAAAAAACAGAUGAGGAAAAAAUCACUUCAGAUCAUUGGAAUUUGGAGGAUAGACACUUUCUAAACUCAAAUAUACCAUUAUUUCAAGAUGAUAACUCUGUGGGAGAAUUGUCCUUCAAGUCAGAGAAUCAAGAAGAAUUCUGGCAUAGUAACUCCUCACAUCUGAGUUUAGAUCUCAGUGGAAUUGACUCAUGUGAACUGAGUGAUAGUGGAAGUCAAAUGCCAGACAGCUUACCCAGCACACCAUCCCCAGUAGAGUCUCCUAAAUUAUUUUCUGUGCAGUCUGACAAAGAAAGAAGCAUCACAAAUGAGAUGAACUUCAGUGACGACUUCUCUUUACUUGAAAGCCAAGAGAGAUAUGAGGAUGAGCUCCUUCAAUUGCUGACAAAUAUUUUGAAUUAUAUAAUGUGUAAGGGGCUAGAAAAGUGUGAUGAUGAUAGUUGGAUUGAACGGGGACAAGUGUUUUCAGCACUAACUAAACCAGGAAUUUCCAGUGAGCUACUUCAACCAUCAGAGGAAGUAAAACUUAAUUUGCUACAGAAGAUGUUAGAAUGGGCGGUCACAGAAAACAGAGAUGCCAAAGGUAAUCCAGUAACUGCUGAAAAUGCCUUUCGACUCAUGUUGAUCAUACAGGAUUUUCUACAGUCAGAAGGACUACUUAAUUCAAAUAUCUGGACUGAUAAGCUUUUAGAGGAUACCAUGCAGCUCCUUGACUGUCUGUCAGUAUGGUAUGCUGAGAGUCCAGUGUGGGGAAAACUCUCUCAAAUUCAGAUACAGUUGCUCCUGGAAUUCAUUGGAAGAGGCAGUUUGCAGGUUUGUGCAAUGGCCUCAGCUAAACUAAAUACCCUUCUCCAGACAAAAGUGAUCGAGAGUCAAGAUGAAGCCUGCUACAUUUUAGGAAAGCUAGAACAGGUUCUCAGUCAGUCAAUCAAGGGACGAACAGAAAUCUACUCAUUUCUGAUUCCUCUUCUACGUACUCUGGUGUCCAAAAUUUAUGAACUUCUCUUCAUGAACUUGCACCUGCCUUCUUUACCUUUUACCAAUGGCAGCUCCUCAUUUUUUGAAGAUUUUCAGGAAUAUUGCAAUUCAAGUGAAUGGCAAGUUUACAUUGAAAAAUAUAUUGUACCUUACAUGAAGCAGUAUGAAACGCAUACGUUUUAUGAAGGUCAUGAGAAGAUGGCGCUCUACUGGAAGAGUUGUUAUGAAUCCUUAAUGGUGAAUAUGCAUAAACGAGAUCGGGAAGGAGGAGAAAGCAAGCUGAAGUUCCAGGAGUUUUUUGUGGAGCCAUUUAAUCGAAAAGCACGCCAAGAAAACUUGAGGUACAAUAAUAUGCUUAAACAGCUUAGCAGUCAACAACUAGCAGCUGUUCGACGCUGGAAGGCAAUACGACUCUAUCUUACAUGUGAAAGGGGUCCUUGGGCUGAAAGGAAACAGAAUCCAAUUCACUGGAAACUAGCUAAUGUAGAAAAUUAUUCCCGCAUGAGACUUAAACUGGCGCCGAAUUAUAAUUUCAAAACUCAUGAGGAAGCUAGUGCCUUAAGAGAUAAUUUAGGUGUCCAUCAUUUACAGCCUUCCAGUGAUUCAUUGCUUUUGGAAGCAGUAAAACAAGUGAAAGUUAGUGAUAUGGAAGAAGAUAAAUUAGAACUUCUGGAAGAGGACAUGGCAGCCAGAGCAAAUAUUGAUGAGAAAGAAGAACAAGAUCAAAAAGAAAAACUGGUGUUAACCGAAGACUGUGAGCUCAUUACAAUAAUAGACGUAAUUCCUGGCAGAUUGGAAGUCACUACUCAACACAUUUACUUCUACGAUAACAGCAUUGAAAAAGAAGAUGGAAUAGGCUUUGAUUUCAAGUGGCCUCAUUCUCAAAUUCGAGAGAUUCACUUACGGCGGUACAACUUAAGGAGAUCAGCCCUUGAGAUAUUUCAUAUUGACCAAUCCAACUACUUUCUUAAUUUCAGAAAAGAGGUUAGAAACAAAGUAUAUAGUAGACUAUUGUCACUUCAUUCUCCAAAUAGUUUUGGAACCAGAUCACCACAGGAGAUAUUUAAAGCAUCAGGAUUGACACAGAAAUGGGUGAACAGAGAGAUAUCAAAUUUUGAUUACCUCAUUCAAAUAAAUACAAUGGCAGGACGAACCUAUAAUGAUCUUGCACAGUAUCCUGUGUUUCCCUGGAUUUUACAAGAUUAUACUUCAGAAGAGUUGGACCUUAAUAACCCCACUGUAUUUCGAGAUCUCUCUAAACCAAUUGGAGUAGUUAAUGAAAAAAAUGCCAAAGCUAUGCAAGAAAAAUAUGAAAGUUUUGAGGAUCCUAUGGGAACAAUUGAUAAAUUUCAUUAUGGGACCCACUAUUCUAAUUCUGCGGGUGUCAUGCACUAUCUUAUCCGCGUAGAACCAUUCACCACCCUCCACAUCCAGCUUCAGAGUGGAAGGUUUGACUGUGCAGAUCGACAGUUCCAUUCCAUCCCUGCUACCUGGCAGGCCCUCAUGGAUAAUCCAUAUGAUGUGAAGGAACUUAUUCCUGAGUUCUUCUAUUUCCCAGAGUUUUUGGAAAAUCAAAAUCAAUUUAACUUGGGUCACCUGCAAGUUACCAAAGAGCCUGUAAAUGAUGUAAUUCUCCCCAAAUGGGCAAAGUCAGCUGAAGAUUUCAUCUAUAAACAUAGGAAAGCUCUGGAGUCUGAAUAUGUUUCUGCUCAUCUACAUGAAUGGAUAGAUCUUAUUUUUGGUUAUAAGCAGAGAGGGCCGGCUGCAGUGGAGGCACUCAAUGUUUUCUAUUAUUGUACUUAUGAAGGAGCUGUGGAUCUUGAUGCUUUAACAGAUGAAAAAGAAAGAAAAGCCUUAGAAGGGAUGAUUAAUAAUUUUGGGCAAACACCUUGUCAAUUGUUAAAGGAACCACAUCCUCCAAGAUUGUCAGCAGAAGAAGCAGUGCAAAAGCAGACCAGAGCUGACACUUCAACCCUAAACAUCUUUCAGUACCUCCCUGAGCUGAAGUCAUUUUUUAUAGAGGGAAUUAGUGAUGGUAUUCCGCUAUUGAAGGCCAUCAUCCCCAAAAAUCAAACUCGUUCUUUUAUGUCUCAAGGCAGUCCUGAGUUACUGAUAACAAUAAGCAUGAAUUACAUUGUUGGGACUCAUGGAUGGCUACCUUAUGACAGAAACAUUUCUAAUUACUUUACGUUCAUCAAGGAUCAAAGUGUGACAAAUCCAAAAACUCAACGUACUAUGAAUGGUCCUUUUGCUCCAGGGCUGGAGGUCACUUCUAAGCUAUUUGUAGUAUCACAUGAUGCGAAGUUGCUCUUUAGUGCUGGAUACUGGGAUAAUAGUAUUCAAGUGAUGUCACUCACAAAAGGCAAAAUUAUCUCACAUAUCAUCAGACAUAUGGAUAUUGUGACUUGCCUAGCUUCAGAUUACUGUGGAAUACAUUUGAUUUCUGGUUCCAGAGAUACUACAUGCAUCAUAUGGAAAAUAACACAUCAGGGAGGCACUCCUGUGGGCUUAUCGUCUAAACCUUUCCAGAUUCUUUAUGGACAUACUGAUGAGGUACUAAGUGUGGGCAUCAGCACUGAACUCGACAUGGCAGUGUCAGGAUCGAGGGAUGGCACUGUGAUUAUACAUACCAUUCAGAAAGGUCAGUACAUGAGGACUUUACGACCACCUUGUGAGAGUUCCCUGCUCCUGACCAUUCCCAAUCUGGCUAUAUCUUAUGAAGGUCAUAUUGUUAUCUACUCCAGCACUGAAGAAAAGACUACCCUUAAGGGUAAGAACACAUUACACCUGUUUUCUGUAAAUGGCAAAUAUCUUGAGUCUCAAGUCCUAGAUGAACAAAUAUCAGACGUAUGUAUAAUUGGAGAACACAUUGUCACUGGCAGCUUACAAGGGUUCCUGUCUAUAAGGGAUCUGCAUAGUUUGAAUCUCAGCGUCACUCCAUUAGCCAUGCGAUUGCCUAUCCACUGUGUUUCAGUAACCAAAGAAUACAGCCACAUUCUUGUAGGUUUAGAAGAUGGCAAAUUGAUUGUAGUGGGUGUUGGCAAGCCUGCUGAGAUGCGUUUGGGCCAGAUUUCUCGAAAAUUGUGGGGCUCUAGCAAGCGGCUCAGCCAGAUUUCAGCUGGAGAAACGGAAUAUAAUACUCAAGAUUCCAAGUGAUUAUUAUUUCCGUCUUCUGUCUUGGAUAACUGAAAUUUCAUGUAUUGCUUUGUCACUUUAACCACAUCUCUCCACUCUCCCAAAAGCUUUAAAAUUUUUAUCCCUGAAAAUCAUCUAGGGAUUACCAAAACUCAGUAUGGUAGAUGUGAAGAUAUGGGUUGAGGUAGGUAUGAUGGCACACACCUGCAAUCUCAGCACUUUGGAGAUUCAGCAGGUGGAAAGUAAAUUCGAGACCAGCCUGGAUUGCAUAUAGAAAGGCCCUGUCUCAAAAACAGACAAAUAAUAAAUAAUAAAAGCAGGUAGAUGUAGGUUUACUAUUAACCCAUUUUUUAAAAAAAAUUUUUGGUUAACAUAUUCUAGUGUCAUUAACCAGUCUGGAUUACUAGGAUGGAUUUGAGAAAAUACAUUUGAUUCAAUUUAAUGGUUCACCUCUGAAGAGCAUUCAACCCAUUUUCAAAAACAAACUUACAGUAUUAAAAAUUUAGGUUCAAUUAAGUUAUUUGAAAUACUAAGUGUUAAGGUAUUUCUAUAAAAUAGUAUAGCUAAUGGGACAGUUGAGAGAUAAUGGCAUUUCAUAGAUUCUUUAGAAAAUUGUUUUUCUGUUUACUGACUACCACAUUAAAAAAAUACCAAUUGACUCAUGAAAGUCUUGAUUAAUUUUAAAGGUAUCUGUUGUACAAUUUUCAGAAGUUAAAGGUUUGCACAAUUAGAUUAAAAUACAAAUAUUUAAACUGGUACAUGGGUU